Molecule: messenger RNA, 5150 nt
Organism: Sceloporus undulatus (fence lizard)
Lineage: Eukaryota; Metazoa; Chordata; Lepidosauria; Squamata; Phrynosomatidae
Gene: NRP2
Product: neuropilin 2
Exons: 15
Coding region: 16-2508 (830 amino acids)
Biological process (GO): vascular endothelial growth factor signaling pathway; angiogenesis; axon guidance
Cellular component (GO): membrane
Molecular function (GO): vascular endothelial growth factor receptor activity; semaphorin receptor activity
Source: RefSeq, a predicted model, not a curated record
GGGACACUCUCUGUGAUGUAUGAUUUUAUAGAGAUCCGGGAUGGAGACAGUGAAACUGCCGACCUUCUGGGCAAGCACUGUGGAAACAUUGCUCCCCCUACCAUCACCUCAUCCGGCCCUUCCUUGUAUAUUAAGUUUACUUCAGACUAUGCCCGUCAGGGUGCUGGCUUCUCUCUGCGCUAUGAGAUCUACAAAACAGGCUCUGAAGACUGCUCUAGAAACUUCACCAGUUCAAAUGGUACUAUUGAAUCCCCUGGAUUUCCUGAUAAAUAUCCUCACAAUUUGGACUGUGCCUUCACCAUCAUGGCCAAGCCAAAGAUGGAGAUCAUCCUUCAAUUUUUAACCUUUGACCUCGAGCAUGACCCCUUGCAAGUUGGGGAGGGCGAUUGCAAAUAUGAUUGGCUGGACAUCUGGGAUGGUAUUCCUCAAGUGAGUCCCUUGAUUGGCAGGUACUGUGGCACCAAAACCCCUUCAGAGAUACGCUCAACAACUGGCAUUUUGUCACUCACUUUCCACACAGAUUUGGCAGUGGCUAAAGAUGGCUUCUCUGCCCGCUAUUACUUGGUCCAGCAGGAAGUGCCAGAGAACUUCCAGUGCAACAGCCCACUGGGGAUGGAAUCUGGCCGAAUCUCUAAUGAACAGAUUACUGCUUCCUCCACUUACUCUGAUGGCAGGUGGACCCCACAGCAGAGUCGACUCAACAGCGAUGACAAUGGAUGGACGCCUAAUGUGGAUAGCAACAAAGAAUUCCUACAGGUGGAUCUCCGCUUUCUCACAGUGCUGACAGCCAUUGCGACACAAGGUGCCAUUUCCAGAGAAACACAGAAUGGAUAUUAUGUUCGGACAUACAAACUGGAGGUCAGCACAAAUGGUGAGGACUGGAUGAUGUACCGGCAUGGAAAAAAUCACAAGGUAUUUCAGGCUAAUACUGAUGCUUCAGAGGUAGUUCUGAACAAAAUCCAUGCUCCAGUGUUGACUAGAUUUGUGCGAAUUCGCCCCCAAGUUUGGCAUAGUGGGAUUGCUCUGCGACUGGAGCUCUAUGGCUGUCGGAUCACAGAUUCACCCUGCUCAAACAUGCUUGGGAUGCUCUCGGGCCUCAUCCCAGACUCCCAGAUCUCGGCUUCCUCUACCAGAGAAUACCACUGGGUUCCCAGUGUUGCGCGCCUGGUCAGCAGCCGCUCUGGAUGGUUCCCACGCAUCCCUCAAGCACAGCCUGGAGAGGAGUGGCUGCAGGUGGACCUGGGAGUCCCUAAGAAUGUAAAAGGAGUGAUUGUCCAAGGGGCCCGAGGUGGGGACAGCAUCAAUGUGGCAGAGGCCCGUGCUUUCGUGAAGAAGUUUAAAGUGGCCUACAGCAUGAAUGGCAAAGACUGGGAAUAUAUACAGGACCCCAAAACAAUACAAGCUAAGAUUUUCGAAGGAAACAUGCACUACGAUACCCCUGAAGUUCGACGGUUUGAUCCUGUUCCUGCACAGUACAUCAGGGUUCACCCAGAAAGAUGGUCUCCAGCAGGGAUUGGAAUGCGAUUGGAGGUGCUUGGGUGUGAUUGGACAGAAGUAAAGUCCACUGCAGAGACCCUGAAGCCUACCUUGAAGAGCGAGGAGAUCACUACUCAGUUUCCCACAGAUGAGGAGGCAACUGAGUGUAACGAUGGCUGUGUGGAGAAUGGAGAUUUCCAGAUCCCUGUAGGAUUCAACUGCAACUUUGAUAUUCCUGGGGAUUUUUGUGGUUGGACGCAUGAUACGUCAACAGGAUUUACAUGGGCUUUCCAUUCUAGAAACACUUGGACUAGCCAUUCAGGACCAGGGAUUGGGGCCUAUCCAGAUGGCAAGACCUACCUGCAGUUGCAGAGCAGUGCCAGAAGAGAAGGACAGCAUGCCCGCCUUGUCAGCCCUACCAUCUUCCUGCCCAGGAGUGCCGUGUGCAUGAUCUUCCGCUACCAGGUCUCUGGUGGGAGCGGGACCAUGCUGCAGGUGCGACGGGAAGCAUCACAUGAGAACAAGGCCUUGUGGAUCAUCAGGGAGGAUCAAGGGGAAGAGUGGAGAGAAGGGCGGAUCCUUCUCCCGAGCUAUGAUAUGGAGUAUCAGAUUGUGUUUGAGGGAAUUAUAAGCAAAGGACAUUCGGGAGAAAUUGCCAUCAAUGAUGUCCGGAUAGGCACUGAUACCUCCUUGGAGAACUGUAUGGAACCUAUUGCAGCUUUUCCCGGUGAACACACAUAUGAAAUUUCAGGGGGCACCCUUCUGCCAGGGAGCGAGCCCACAGUGGACACGGUGUCAGUGCAGCCCAUCCCAGCCUACUGGUAUUACGUUAUGGCCGCCGGAGGUGCUGUUCUGGUUCUGGUCUCCGUCGCGCUGGCCCUUGUGCUCCACUACCACCGGUUCCGCUAUGCGGCCAAGAAGAGUGAUCACUCCAUCACCUACAAAACCUCCCACUAUGCCAACGGGGCCCCUCUGGCUGUGGAGCCAACCUUAACAAUAAAACUAGAGCAAGACCGCAGCUCGCAUUGCUGAGAGUGGAACAGGAACACAAAACAAACAAACAAUUUAAGACUUCAAAUACGUUGCCUCAAUUUUGCACUUUUCUCCUUACCCAGCAUAUAUGUGAACUCAAGACAUCUCCUUCCCCGGCCCCUUUGUUCUUUGACAAACUCUUAACUAUAAUGCUGCAUCUUGGAUCGCAAGAAGAGACUCACCUCUCCCUGUCUCUUUGAAAGUGAAUGCUCCUUUAUUUUUUAUUUUUUCAAAGACUUAUUUUUUCCCCUCUUUUUGGUCCCUCAAUAGACAACUUGCAAGAAAUCGCAAUAGCAAGUUAGGAGGGGUAUGCAAGAGAAUAGGUGUGUGUGCUUAUACAUCUGUAUCUAUAUCUAUAUGUAUGUAAGUGUGCAUGUGUGUGAGAGAUAUCGUCUGGAUGGCUAUUUGGAAGGGUCCUUUGGGACUUGCUUGUCCUGCUAAGACUUUCACAGGGAGUGCUUUUUUUCUUGCUCUGCCUCAUGGAAGGCCUGGGAUACCUUUUUAAUGACAAAUACACUAAUUUGUUUACUUGGAGAAGUGAGUGAUGCUUUUUGUUGCCUUAUCUAGCUCUGGCUGGGUUUAUAUUUGAUAUCCUUAAGAAUGUCAGCAGGUACAAACUGGUGGAGUUAGAAAGAAAGAAAAGGAGAGGCUGUGCCAAAGGAAAAUGUUUAAAAAUGGCAGGCCAAUAAAAGAAAAAGAAAGGGGGAAAAAAAGCCACAUUGGAUGAUGGGAAGAAGGGGAAAGGCUUGGAGAUGGUCCAAUCUAAGAUUUUAUAGUAUGUUUUCCCCAGACAUCACAAAAGCAUAGCCAUCGUUUUGGUAGUGGAAUUAAUCCCUCAACAAAACAAAACCUUUGCAAGUUGCCUUAUGAAGGAGAAUGUUCUGAAUGUUCAGUUUAUCUGUUAAACCCAGCCUUAGAAUAAUGCACAGACAUCAGUACAUUGGAGGUUUUGGAAAAUGCUGUAGCUCCAUAAAUAUUAGGUUUAUUUGUUGAGAUAAACUUGGCAAAGCUUUCUUUUCUUUUUCUUCUUUUUCUUUUCUUUUCUUUUCUUUUUUUUAUUUUUUUUUUGUGAGAGUAAGGAAAAUUCUUCCUUGUAUUUUUUACUAGUAAUUUACAAAAGAUAAAGAACACCCCCCCCCUCAAGUUUUUCUCUCCAAGUUCACAUAAAUGGCUGGCUGACACAAUUAAACAUUUGUUGGUCAUGUUGCUUCUUAAGAUGUUGGUAAUGACAUCUGUCAACCAAAGCCCCAAGAAUAGGGCCUGCUAAAAUCCAGAUAUCUCUGCAUCUUUUAACGAAGGAGGCAUAAUGGAGUCUGUGAUAAGCCUCUAUCUAUUGAUUUGCUCUGAAGUAAUGCAAUGGAAAUGCCUUAUAUAGAUUAACAAGUGAUAACACACAAAGGUGGUUGGAAUCGUUCGAUCUGAUAUAUUUUCAGGCAAAAUACAUCUCCACUGAACACAAUUUUCCAGCGUUGUUUGGUUUUUAAUGAAAAUCUAGUCAUGACUAGUUAUAUACCCUUCUGAAAAUGUCGAUUCACCCUUUCUCCCUUGUGAUAAGAGAAAUUCAGAACAGUAGCAUUGUUGUACUGAGAAGGAAGGAAGGAAUUCCACUGGGAGGGGGCAUCUAUUUUGCAAGCUUGGCUGAAAUCAAUGAACUUGUGCAAAAACAGUAGUGCCCCUCUUCAGGAACUCUAGUUGAUUAAAUUAUGUGAAGAAAUCCUCAGUGGGUUGGAUCCCAUGUGUGCACAGAGAUGGCGUGGGUCAUGCAAAACACAGGAGAUUCUUUGCCAGUUCCCAAGAGGAACACUUCAGUGUGGGGAUGUAUGUCGCAUCCUUCCACCCUGUGUUAUUCAGGUAGCAUGCUUUAGUGCAUGUAGCAAAAUUGCUCUGCCAAGAUGCUUGCUUAGCUGGGUUAAUGCCACACAGCGCUGUUUAGUAGAGAAGCUGUUUUUUAAAGUGCAAAGUUUAUAUGGAAAAAACCAACCAACAAUAAGUGUUUUGUGCUGAUAAACUGCACCUAGAAAGAAGGGAUGUGUGAGAGUAGAGCAAUCACAUGUCUCUUGUCAAAAAAUGGGGAGAGGAGUAGGCAUUCCUCUUCAACAAGGGCCUCGAAGCAAGGUGGCAUAUGUGAUGAAGUGAUCAGGAAGUUCCCUUUAAGAUGUAUUCUGUUAGCUUUGUGGGUCCUAGGAAAAUGUAUUUCAGUGUGGAAAUAAUUUGUUAGCAAGUACUGUACCUCGAUUUCUGCACCACCGGUACUCAUGACAGGAAAUCCCCAACAUGAAAUAAAGAAAAUGGUGCAUGGAGACUGUUCCUUCCUACUAGUUCUCCUGGUCCUGUCCCUAACAGCAGUCAAAUGUAAAUAUAUCCAGUAGUGUUUCAGAUUUCACCCUGAGUCACAUAUGCUCAGUCUGUGUGUGUUUAACCUGAUUGAGAUACUCGGGUUUGGUUUUUAAGAGAAAAAAAAAUUGCCAAAAACUGCCCUGCCCACCUCAAUUUUUACUGCCACCUUUCAACCCUCCCCUUAGAGCUGUGACAUCGUCAGCAUCACCCAGUUGCCUGUGUGUGGAAAUAUCUUGUGGAAUUUUGAAAUUCUUGACAAUGUAUUGUGUGGAAUGUAAUAAAAUGAUGAUAUUUUUAUACAUAGA